AUGAAGAUUCAUUGUAACGUGUGUGAGUCGGCCGAGGCCGGUGUCCUCUGCUGUGCUGACGAGGCGGCGCUGUGCUGGGCCUGCGAUCGGAGGGUUCACGCCGCCAAUAAGCUCGCCAUUAAGCACCAAAGGGUCCCUUUGUCUGACUCGUCUACGCCGAAACCCAAGCCGAUAGCGGGAAGCAAGGGACUCGGAUUGCUCCUCUCCGAUGGAGAUUUCGAGGCCCAAGACUCGAAUUGGGCCGUACAUGAAGUUCCCUCACCACCAACAUUAUCUGGGCUCCUCUUGGCCCGUAAAGUCCAAGACCCGUUUGACUCAUCGUUAUUCGUGCCCGAAAUAGAUUCUCUGCCUCUGCUGAACUUCCAUUGUCGUCUCACGGGAGGUGAUGGCACUAAUUAUUGCAGAAGGCGU
Messenger RNA from Striga asiatica, 411 nucleotides. Lineage: Eukaryota; Viridiplantae; Streptophyta; Magnoliopsida; Lamiales; Orobanchaceae. The record is from the annotation of a GenBank genome assembly.